AUGGUAAGACCAACUAAUGAAGUUCCUCCAAAGCUUAUAGCCACAUAUGGAAAACAUUUCAAGUUUCUUGGAAGAGAAGAAACAGCAGAGCAGCUUUGGAAUGGAACUUUAAAUAAAAAUGGUGUUAAAAAACGCUAUUAUGCACACUGGAAUAAAAUUAAGGAUUGUAAUUUUCAUCCGAUUCCAUUCAUUGCAGCAGGGCCUGAAUUGGUAGAUAAUGCUGUGUUGAUUGAUAUUACAUAUGGGAAUGGUUGUGCUGCUUCUGCAACAGAUAGUAAUAUUGGUGGUGAAACAAGUUUGUCAUUAAGGGUUCUCUAUCGAUAUUUUGUGGAAGGAUAUCCUAAUUUAGAAUUUUCUGGUUUUGUUGAUAUCAUAAAAAAUACCUUUCUCAAUGUUGGUGACUUUGGUCUUGAAAAUGUACUCAAUGCCAUUGCAUUGGACAUUAAGAGAGAAAAGAUAAUGAUUAUUAACUGUAUAGAUGAAGUCAACAAAUUAUAUGGAUUAGAUGAUUCAACUUUUAAGACUAUGGUAAAUGCUGUUGGUUCUUGUAGUUGUGCAUUGAGUUCAAUAUUUUAUGUUCCCCUACUUGCUGGAACUAUUUACAAGCCUUUGCAGAAUAUUGUCACAAAAUCCACACACCCACCUUUACCUAUUUCUCUUCCACUAUUAAGGAUGGACCACAUGUUAGAAAUUGGACAAGGAUUGCAAUUUCCAGUUGAAACAAACAGUCAUUUUCAUCGAUGCCUUGGUGAUAUUGUUAUGACUGAUGUUUGUGUAUUAUUAAAUGAACAUUAUGAACUUGAGGAAUUCACUCAUGAUAAUUCUGAUAUUAUUGCUGGUUGUCUGCUGGAUGAAAUGAUGAUUCUUGAUGAAAGAAUAAAGGAGCUAAAGCAAUAUGGAAUUGUAGUUUUAGAGGAGGCUCAUAGUUAUCCUGGACAUGUAUAUUUGCGUUUGCAAUAUAUCAUGCUUUGGUGCAUGACUAGAGUAUCAAACAAGUCAAAUAAAUUAUACCAAUUAUGGAAACCAAUGAUUGAAUCUGAUGAAUUAUUUCUAUGGCAAAACUGGGAAGAUUUUAAUGUUAGAUUUUUGGCAUUAAAGUUUUGCUUACUCUCUGUUUAUGGUUAUAAAGAAAUUAAAGCAUGUGAUUUUUUAAAAAAUGCAUAUUGUGGUGAUAUGAUUAAAAACAUCACCAUAAAGAUUCCAGAUUGGAAAGAUGUUGAAGUUCAUUUCAUAAAAGAAAGAUUUCCAGGGAAUGGUUCUUGGACAGUCACAGAUAUAUAUUCCAAUGAGAAGCUUUUCAUAAAAGAAAAAAAACUUACAGUUUAUAAAAAUGGAGAAUCAGCACCAUUUGAUAGAAACUGCACACCCCAGAAGAUUACAGCUAAUAUGAUUACCAAAGAAUAUGAAUCUACAAAAAAGACACUUAUUGAUAAGCUUAGCCUUCAAGAUGAUGAUUUUAUUUUUAUUUUAUUAUCAAUAUGUCCACUGAGUGAAGAAAUUGAUCUUGAGACUAUGUCUAAAGAUGUUAAAAAUGCUGCUUUAAUAUGUAAGAAUAAUUUUUGUGACUUUUAUGGUUUUACUUAUGCUACACGAGCUCAAUUUGCAGCAGCACAGGGAAAAAUUAAUGUUAAUACAGCUAAAUUUUGGGAAUUAAGAUUAAUAAAUGGAGUUGGUGAAAUUUUAGCAAAUGAUAUUGUUGAAAAAUGUAAAAGAGAUCAUUUUGUUGAAGAAGAUGAUUUAUGUAGACGCACAAAGUUUCCAAAACAUGCUGCGUCAUUGAAUUUAAAAAGAUAUAGAUUCUUCCAGAGAAGACAACAUUCUGAUCAAAUUGAAAAUGCAUGCAUAAUGUCAAGUGAAAUUUCAGUUGAAGAACUUGAUGAAACUUUUAACCGAAUUGCUUUAUCAAUUACCAAUGGAAAUGAUCUUUUUGGACAAGAUGAUAACCUUGAAGAUGUUAGUCAUCUUGAUGAUAAUUGUGAUGAAGAGGUUAUAAAUUUGGAUGGUGUUAAUGAUAGCCAUUUAAUUAUUACUGAAAGCAUUGAUUUGAAUUCAAGUUUAUUGUCUAAUAAUAAUAUUUUAUCAAAUGAAAUUUAUGAAGAAAAUGAUAUUGAUCAUGGAGAUACAAAUUUUGACAUUGAUGAAUUUGAUGGAAAAGAGGAAGAUGACAAUAAUAAUAGUGAAGACCCGACAUAUACUGAAGAAAUUGUUGAUUUGUCAUUUGUUGAAUCUGAUGAAAAGAAAGAUAAAAUUAAGUUAACCCCAAAUGAUUUGAUAUCAGAUGGCAUUCUUGAGAUAAAUCAUAUAGGAUUAUAUAAUCAAAAGUUAUAUCAAAUAAUUAUAAAGAAUGAAUAUUUGGGUAGUUUUACAUAUAUUGAAUGGCAUGAUUCAAUGUGUUUAACAAAUCAAGAAAAUGCUUUCGUUCAUAAUUAUAUUUUAUAUGGAUCAAUUACUAUUCCAGAUAGAAUAGAUGAAGAUUGA
Molecule: messenger RNA, 2478 nt
Organism: Entrophospora sp. SA101
Lineage: Eukaryota; Fungi; Glomeromycota; Glomeromycetes; Entrophosporales; Entrophosporaceae
Source: the annotation of a GenBank genome assembly